UAAGGACAGACUGAAGUCCCUAUUACAAGAUGACUGUCAGUAAUAUUCUUGGUUUGGUUCUUAUUGUAUUGGUGUCAGACACGAAAGCCUAUACGAUGUGCUAUCACUACAAUAGCGCUUAUGGAUAUGCGGAUUACACAGGCUACUGUUUACAGGGAUGUUGUGGUUCCCAGUGCUGUGAAAAUACCACAGAGACACCAGAGCUAGACGAUAGUACCGUGGCCGCUGUAGUUCUUGGCUGUGUGCUUGGCUUUGCACUCAUCGUCGCCAUCAUCAUCAUCAUUGGCUUAUGUUGUUACUAUAAACAGAAAACGAGGAACCAGAUCCAGUGUGGACAGGUGUUGAGUGCCCCACAGCCACUGAUGUUUCAAGGUACAUAUUCCCAUCCCCCUCCUAGCCACCUGUCUCCAAUCUCGCACAAUCACACGCUUGGUGUCUCAUUUCGUCCGUCACACGGACACUUUCAGUCCGACUUAGGCGGUCAACAUGCACGAAUCGAAAUGACCCAGUUCCCUAUCGGACAGCGAAAUGACCCUCCUGGUUAUCACCCCGAACUUGACCAUGGAGGCCAAAAUGGCCCACCAGGCUAUGAAACCUUACCAGACACAACCAACGGAAAUCCACCUUCAGCACCUCUCCCGGAUUUAAGGUAUUGAUGAUGAUGAAUUGAAACACGUGACGAACAACAUCUGCAUAAAAAGGGGUUUAAGACAUUCAAAUACUUAUAGAGUUUUCAAAAAGAUGAUAUUUACAUUUCCACUGCAAGUUCUUCUAUGAGCAUUCCCAUAAGAAAAUGCGUUCAUAGGGCUAUGAACGCAAUAAGAUCAGCGUCAUUUCGGUGGAAGCAAAUAUUUUGGUGACGUAAGGCUGUUCCAGGAGUCUCGUUUGCACUGACGACAAAAGCACUUAAAUAUCGUCAAUACAAGGGAAUCACUGUAUUUGGUCAAUAAUAAGUAAAAAUUUAGAAUG
This is a messenger RNA of Mizuhopecten yessoensis (Yesso scallop), 969 nucleotides long. RefSeq lists its product as uncharacterized. Bases 30 to 656 code for a protein of 208 amino acids. NCBI's taxonomy places the organism in Eukaryota, Metazoa, Mollusca, Bivalvia, Pectinida, Pectinidae. The record is from RefSeq and is a predicted model, not a curated record. The transcript has 4 exons.